AUGCUGCGUCACAUCGACUGGGACCCGCAGCAACGUCGAUGGCGCCAGCAAGAGCCAUCUCUCCCCUCUUCCCCACGGGGGCAUCAGCAGGCAUUAGAAGGAGGCCGAACGCCACCACCCCGGCGAGAGGCUCCACCACCACCGCUGGGGUUUACAGCCGCCUUCGUGAGCCCCUCCCAUUCUGCGGCUCUGAGAUCGGUAUCGUCUCCUUUACCACAGGCAGCUUCUCCGCCCGGUUCGCCGCACGAAAGUCUUUUUGGCUGCCUGGGGUCAGUCAAUGAUGGCAGAAGUGUUCUCCAUGACACCAUAAGCAAUCAGUGUUGUCACGCCGACAGCGUGUUGAUGUGGCGCCAGGAGGCGUUACGGAAGGAACGUGAACUCACUGAGCGUGAGGAGGAGUUCCACGCCCUUGUGCAAAUGCAGCAUGCUGCGUGCCAAGAACGACUAGAGGAGAUCUCGCGCAAGGAAAAGUGCCUGCUGGAGUGGGAGCAGCGGUUGCGCUUCGCGGAGAAACCCACGCAGACAGAAAAACAAGAGCAGUAA
Trypanosoma rangeli is the source of this 543-nucleotide messenger RNA. RefSeq lists its product as uncharacterized. Bases 1 to 543 code for a protein of 180 amino acids. Lineage: Eukaryota; Euglenozoa; Kinetoplastea; Trypanosomatida; Trypanosomatidae. The transcript has a single exon. The record is from RefSeq and is a predicted model, not a curated record.